Molecule: messenger RNA, 234 nt
Organism: Penicillium antarcticum
Lineage: Eukaryota; Fungi; Ascomycota; Eurotiomycetes; Eurotiales; Aspergillaceae
Exons: 2
Coding region: 1-234 (77 amino acids)
Source: RefSeq, a predicted model, not a curated record
AUGCCCUCGGACAACCACGUCAAGAGAGCCAUGUCGCUCAUCGAGGCUGACAAGACCAAGGUCCUUGGCAUUACCGUUGGAAGCCGUGAGAAUGUGCAGCCAGGACAGUACAUCCCACGCUCCAAGGCCCAAACUCCUCCCAAGCUCGCCUUCUCGGGCGCAUCGCCCACCCCCUCUUCCGCAUGGCCCCUUCUUCCGCAUGGCCCUCUCUCCCGAAUGACCCCUUCAGGAUAG